Molecule: messenger RNA, 4324 nt
Organism: Folsomia candida
Lineage: Eukaryota; Metazoa; Arthropoda; Collembola; Entomobryomorpha; Isotomidae
Gene: Cand1
Product: cullin-associated NEDD8-dissociated protein 1
Exons: 21
Coding region: 163-3933 (1256 amino acids)
Biological process (GO): SCF complex assembly; protein ubiquitination
Cellular component (GO): nucleus
Source: RefSeq, a predicted model, not a curated record
GAAAGCAGAGAGUUCUACACAGUAGCGAGUGCAUUGCAACGAACUUGUCAGGUUUAUUUGUCGGCAAGAAUUGUUUGUCUCCUCCGGUCGCAACCCAAUUUAAUAUCCAGUUGGCUUAUCAUCAUCGUUAACCAUUAUCACUGGAUUCAAAAUUCAAACAAAAUGUCGACGGUAUCUUUUCAUAUCGCAAAUUUGCUGGAGAAGAUGACGUCCAGCGACAAGGACUUUCGAUUCAUGGCUACUAACGACCUGAUGUCAGAGCUCCAAAAGGAUUCCAUCAAGCUGGAUGAUGAUUCAGAGAGAAAAGUAGUUCGGAUGCUACUGAAACUACUUGAGGAUAAAAAUGGAGAAGUUCAGAAUCUGGCCGUGAAAUGUUUGGGACCUCUUGUAGCCAAAGUGAAGGAGCCGCAAGUCGAAACCAUCGUGGAUACAUUGUGUACCAACAUGACGGGGGACAAGGAACAACUCCGGGAUAUAUCAUCAAUUGGUCUCAAGACAGUAAUUACUGAGCUUCCGUUGACGUCUCAGCAGUUGGCAUGCGUAAUUUGCAAAAAAAUUAUUGGGAAGUUGACUGUGGCCAUAGCCAAGCAGGAGGAUGUAACUGUUCAGUUGGAGGCUCUUGAUAUUUUGAGUGACUUGCUGUCUCGUUUUGGAACCAUAUUGCAUCCAUACCACGCAAUGUUAUUGGAUGCUUUGCUACCUCAGUUAAACUCUGGUCGCCAGGCUGUAAGGAAACGGACAGUUGUCGCUUUAGGAUAUCUUUCUAGUUCUUGUGGCGUAGUUCACUAUCAGAAAAUGGUUGGCAUUUUGGUGGAAGAGAUGCGUAAGGGGCUUCAGACAGGCCACGCGAACACUUACAUUCAGUGUUGCGCAACGGUUUGCAAAAAUGCGGGACAAAGAUUUGCCGAAUAUUUAAAUCAAGUUGUUAUAAUGCUGAUGGAUGCUUGCAAGGUCACGGAUGAUGAUGAAUUAAAGGAAAAUACUUUACAGGCGUUCGAAGUGUUUGUCACUCGAUGUCCUCAAGAAAUGGGUACACUUGGCCACAUUGAAGGCGUGCUUCAACUUUGCGUGAAACUUAUUUCUCAUGAUCCAAAUUACAAUGAUGACGAACAGGAUGGAUUCAAUCCAUUGAACGAGGAGAGCAUGGAUACUACAACGGGCGAUGAAGACGAUGAUGCUCAAAACGAUGAAGAUCAGGAAGAAGAUGAGUAUUCUGAUGACGACGAUAUGUCAUGGAAGGUGCGAAGAGCGGCUGCUAAAUGUAUUGAAGGAGUAAUUACGUCUCGGCCAGAUGUCUUGCUGUAUGUUUACCAAAACGUAUCUAUAAUGUUGAUUCUUCGCUUCCGAGAGAGAGAAGAAAAUGUUCGCUGCGACAUAUUUAGCGCGUAUCGAUCCCUUCUUCGUUCAACAAAGCCGGCCGUCGUCUCAAUACAUGAAUCGCGAGUCACCGGACUCCCUCCCAGCCCUGAUGCAACGGCUGCAGUUCAAGCUCUAAACGGGCAAAUUCCACAAUUGAUAAAAAUGGUGCAAAAGCAACUUAAAGAAAAGAAUAUCAAAAGUCGCCAAGCAGCAUUGCAACUCCUCCAAGAAUUGGUAGGGGUGCUUCCCGGAUGCUUGUCGCAAUUUCUUGCAAAUAUGAUGAACGGGAUUCUUGUAUGUCUAUCAGACAAGAACUCUACAUCUAAUGUUCGAACAAACACGCUUUCAUUCGUCUACUGCAUUUUAUCGUCUCAUCCAGCUGAAGUUGUCCAACCUCAUAUUGAGUUGUUAUUACCUGCUUUGAUCAAUUGCGCUAGUGAUAGUUUUUACAAAGUAACAUCGGAGGCCCUGUCAGCCUUGCAAGUUUUAGUGAAAGUAGUGCGAAGUUCAGAUCCCACUUGUCGAGAACACCCACAAGCUGAACUGAUUGCACGACAAAUUUAUCCUGUCGUCCUCCUUCGCCUGAAAGCUACAGAUAUAGACCAAGAAGUGAAAGAAAACGCUAUUACCACCAUGGCAAGUUUGUUGGCCCAUCUUGGAAAUUAUUUGCAAUCUGAGUGGCCUGUAUGUAUCCCAAUUUUUUUGGAGCGCUUGAAAAAUGAAAUCACGAGACUGACCGCCGUCAAAGCUCUAAAUCUGAUGGCGUCGUCACAAAUUGUAGACUUGGAUUUACGCUCCGUUCUUUCUGAAGCUAUUCCUGUUCUUUCCUCCUUCCUGAGGAAGAACCAGCGAGCUUUGAAACUUGCCACUCUGGGUCUACUUGAUACCCUUGUAAAGAGAUAUGGGCUAAUGGAUCCUGCUCUAUUGGAAAGUAUUGUUCGAGAAUUGUCACCACUUCUUAGCGAAUCAGACCUGCACUGUGCUCAACAAGCUUUGCAGUUGAUGACUUCUUUGGCAGUUUAUCAACCACAGUCUCUCGAAAGCACAGCGAUCGUGUGUAUGCCGUCUCUUAAAAUUCUGGUUCGUUCCCCCUUGAUGCAAGGUGCCGCAUUACUUGCACUUAUGGACUUCCUCAGGGCCCUAGUUAAAGCCAAGAUCAACUCAUUUUGUUCAACAAGAUUGCUGGGAAUCUUUCUGGAGCAAGAAGCUGUCACGACACCAACCAAAGUGGACAUUGCAACAUCACACCACAAGCAGAGCUUUUACAGUUUAGCGAAAUGUAUUUCUGUCAUUAGCGUUGGUUCUGGUCCAACCGAGGCUUUGAACGUGGCCAGUCGGUUUAUUGGUGAUCUGAAAACUGGCAACCUGACUGACACUCAAAUCGUUAUCGCAUUACUAUCCGUCGGUGAAAUUGGACGAUAUGUUGAUUUGUCAAAUCUUGCAAACGUGAGAGAAACAAUCCUGCUCAUGUUUUCUCAUCCAUCAGAAGAAGUUAAAACAGCGGCAGCAUACGCAUUUGGGUCGGUCGCAAUUGGAAAUUUAUCAGCAUUUUUACCUGCACUCUUGACCGAAAUGAAACAACAACCCAAGAAACAGUAUUUGCUUCUUCAUGCAUUGAAAGAGAUUAUCGCCGCACAACAAACUGUCGACAUCUCAUUGUACACUGAAAACAUAUGGGUGGCUUUGUUUGCUCAUGCCGAGUGCCCGGAAGAGGGUACACGAAAUGUUGUUGCAGAAUGUUUGGGACGUUUAACUUUGGCGAACCCCGAAACAUUUUUACCAAGACUGAAAUCAGCAUUAGACUCGCCUUCUAAUCUUUUACGAACAACAGUUGUUACAGCUGUGAAGUUUACAAUUGUUGACCAACCCCAAGCAAUCGACCCCAUAUUGAAGAAUACAAUAGGAGAAUUUUUGAAGAGUCUGGCUGAUGCAGACUUAAAUGUUCGACGAGUUGCCCUGGUCGCGUUCAAUUCAGCAGCUCAUAAUAAGCCAGCAUUGAUCCGGGACUUGCUUCCUCAACUCCUUCCUCAAUUGUACAUUGAAACUUUAGUUAGGAAAGAGUUAAUUCGUGAGGUAGAAAUGGGACCAUUCAAACAUUCUGUUGACGAUGGACUAGAUCUACGAAAAGCUGCAUUCGAAUGCAUGUACACACUUUUAGACUCUUGCCUCGAUCGUCUCGACAUUCAAACCUUCUUGACGCACGUAGAAAAUGGACUUCGAGACCAUUACGAUAUCAAAAUGCUGACGUAUUUGAUGGUGGCACGACUUGCUUCAUUGUGUCCUUCCCAAGUAAUUCAACGCCUUGACCGUCUUAUUGAACCACUAAAAAACACCGUGACGCUGAAAGUAAAGGCUAAUUCAGUUAAGCAGGAAUAUGAAAAACAAGACGAACUCAAACGCGCUGCAUUGAGAGCUGUGAGUGCUUUAAGCGUUAUUCCUGAUGCAGACAAAAACAUGCAACUCAUGGAGUUUGUUGCUCAAAUCAGAAGCAGUACUGAUUUGCAAACAAUGUAUGAUUCUGUGCAAACUGAUAGCACCGUAUCAUCCAACGAGGUUCCCAUGAAUGUUGAAUGACCUCCAAGAUUUCGUCUACGGCCAUUCCCAAAUCCAUAACUUCCGACCUUCCGAUUCAACAAACAAACAGCACGGCAUGCACCUUGGUCUUUUAUAUUAUUCUUAUUUAAGUGGACUUGUCAGAUUCAUCACUCUCCUCUAUUCCUAUGUAUAAUACGUACACCAUCUUUCCUCCAAUAACUGAGAGCGGUGUGGCGAUUUUGUUCUAAACCCUAUUUUGGAGUGUGCAAGACAUGAGCGAUUGUAACUAAUAUUAAGAAUUGUAUAAUUUGUUGGGAGAAAUGUGAUGAAAAAGUACCAGAUGAUAAAUUUUGUGUAGCAUUGAUGUGUAACAAGAAAUAAUUGUACCACGGAAGUUUGAACAAUAAUAAAAUUGUGUUUCUUAAUCUAA